CACAAGGCAAAGAUGAAGAGCGUCUUGGACGCUUUUUUUUUUUUGGUGAUGGCUGACGACUUGCCAAAGAUGCCACAGAUGAGACCAAUCAUGCGAGCAAUGACAGUGGAUCGGGUGACGAAGGGGGCGUCCCUGCGGCCAUCCACAAGGAACCGCAGCCACAAUCGACGUCCUCGGCCAGAGCCAACAUCUUGUUGGGCAAGGCUACAAGAAACGCUUCCAGUGCAUCCAGCAACAUAACUCACACCUCAGAGAAAGAAUCGAGUGAUGGCCGUGAUGAUGAGUCUGAACGCGACUUGGAUGGUGGGACUGUUGAAGGACUCGAGAUCGUCUGCGAUUCCGACCAUCGUGAUGAUCGCACUGAUGCCGCGGAUUCAGCUACUGGGAGCGAUGAGGAUGAGGACGACGAUGAGGACGACGAUGAGGACGACGAUGAGGACGACGAUGAGGACGAGAGUGAGGACGAGGACGAGGACAACAUGCUGGAUGGUACAGGGUCACAUCACAACAGCAACAUUCAACCCCUCGAUCCCCGAAAAGAUGCCGGUUCGGCGAUGGCAGAAAACGUGUCAUACGACGACGAGUCAUUGGAUGACACCUUCAAUAAGGACUUGAAUAAGGCCAUUGAUGGGGCCCUCGAUAAUGCUCAUGAAGCUCGUCAAUCACCGGCGCUCGAGAACGGGGGCGGGGCGGUUAGGAGGCGUGGUAUGCAAAGUAUCGAUUUGGAUGGUCUCCCAGAUUUUGAUUUCGACGCGUUUUUACGCGAGAGAUGCACGCCUUCCCCGGACCGCUCGGUCGGCCACUCUGCAGAGACAAGAGAGAAUGGAAUGGGAGACAACUCACUGUGGCACUCGUCAACGCAAUAUGGAGGCAACGAACCGCACGUGGCAUCGCAGGCGGCCAGGCGAGCUCCUCCGCCGCCGUCCCCACGAUCACAGGUUCGUGGUCAUGGUCGCCCAUGGGAGGAACCAGGGCCAAUCGCUGCUGCGAGCCAGCGAGACGAGCCAACCCGGACCUCCCACCAGUCAGCGCCCAGAAUGCACGAAUCCAGACUCGGAGUUGCUGAGGCUGCUUCGGCUGAUGUUGCUCAGCAAAGGACAAACCGCAUGUCACUCAAACUGGGGGGUUCUGUCCAUCCGCUGAUGCAACCGGCCUCUGAAGCGUUGAACCAAUUGUCAGCUUUCCAGCAGGAUUUCCCCACCGCCGUUGGCGUCGCCUUCGCUCAGCAAUCACGGCAACCCUAAUUUGAUCUGGACGAUGGGACAUGAAGAGGAGGGUAGAAAAGGG
Phialemonium atrogriseum is the source of this 1287-nucleotide messenger RNA. RefSeq lists its product as uncharacterized. The transcript has a single exon. Bases 480 to 1244 code for a protein of 254 amino acids. The record is from RefSeq and is a predicted model, not a curated record. NCBI's taxonomy places the organism in Eukaryota, Fungi, Ascomycota, Sordariomycetes, Cephalothecales, Cephalothecaceae.